Sinocyclocheilus grahami is the source of this 3201-nucleotide messenger RNA. RefSeq names its product rab GTPase-activating protein 1. The coding region runs from base 132 to 3041 and encodes 969 amino acids. NCBI's taxonomy places the organism in Eukaryota, Metazoa, Chordata, Actinopteri, Cypriniformes, Cyprinidae. Gene Ontology annotation, biological process: regulation of GTPase activity. The record is from RefSeq and is a predicted model, not a curated record. The transcript is spliced from 25 exons. Gene Ontology annotation, molecular function: GTPase activator activity; small GTPase binding.
GCAGCACUGUUGCUGGCUAAUGUUCAUCGCUGUUAUGUCAAGCCUCUCUGGAAUAAAAAGCUGUUGUGGAAACAGGUAAUUUUGCUCAUUAAACUGCCAUUCAUGAGCGCAUCUGGCUUGAUUUAGCAGUCAUGGAUGACAAGGCCUCGGUGGGGAAAAUUAGCGUGUCCUCCGACUCUGUGUCCACCCUCAACAGUGAGGACUUUGUCCUGGUGUCCCGCCUGGAGGACGAGACCCCCUCCGCUAAUAAUGGUAGCGAUGAUGAAAAGACAGGACUGAAGGUGAUUUCUGAGGAAGGGGUCAGCUUUAAGAUCGUGGGCAACGGCAGUGAGCAGCAGUUACAGCAGGAGCUGGAAGAUGUGCUAAUGGACCCUUCAGUAACUGAACUGGUGGGCGGCCUGGACCAUCUGGGAGGGGCCGACCAUGGCUAUCCCACUACAGCUGUGCCACCGCGGUCCGGCCCAAUACCCCCUAAACUUCAGAUAGUGCUGCCUGUUCAGGGAGCUCAGGAGAGUGAACUCAAUGAGAGAUCUUACAGGGAUGAGCCCUCUGACUUGAGUCCCGGGACCCCUGUCCCAGAUGAAGACAGCGUGGUGUUCAGUAAGCUGACGUAUUUAGGCUGUGCGUCAGUGAACGCCCCGCGUAGUGAGGUGGAGGCUCUGCGUAUGGUCAGCAUCCUCCGCAGCCAGUGCCAGAUGCCCCUGGACAUCACCCUCUCUGUGCCCGGAGUCUCAGAGGGCACCGUCAGGCUGUUGGACCCUCAGACCAGCACUGAGAUUGCCAACUACCCCAUUUACAAGAUCCUCUUCUGUGUUCGUGGCCACGACGGCACGCCAGAGAGCGACUGCUUCGCCUUUACCGAGAGCCACUACAACACUGAGAUCUUCCGCAUCCACGUCUUCCGCUGUGAGAUCCAGGAGGCGGUCAGCCGAAUACUCUACAGCUUUGCGACUGCUUUCCGCCGAUCAGCCAAUAAAGCGUCACUCACAGCCAAGGCUCCGCCCCUUACGCCAGACAGCGACGUCUUCACCUUCACCGUCAGUCUGGAGAUCAAAGAGGAUGAUGGGAAGGGCACAUUUAGUGCCGUAUCAAAGGACAAGGACAGACAGAGCUUCAAACUGCGGCCAGGCAUGGACAAAAAGAUUGUGAUCUACGUCCAGCAGAUGUCCAACAAAGAGCUGGCCAUCGAGAGGUGUUUCGGUCUGCUCUUGAGCCCAGGGAAGAACGUCAAGAACAGUGAUAUGCACCUGCUUGACCUGGAAUCAAUGGGCAAGAGUUCUGAUGGGAAGUCUUACAUCAUCACAGGGAGCUGGAAUCCCAACACUCCUCAGUUUCAGGCCGUGAAUGAGGAGACGCCCAAAGAUAAAUUCAUGUACAUGACGACGGCGGUGGACCUGGUGAUCACGGAGGUGGAAGAGCCUGUGCGGUUCCUGCUGGAGACACGGGUUCGAGUGUGCUCACCCAAUGAUAGAUGGCAUCUGAACCUGGCCGUUCGACCCAAACAGCUCCCGGCGCUGGUGCGCAGUGGUGUCCCAGAGGCCUUGAGAGGGGAGGUGUGGCAGUUACUGGCCGGAUGUCAUAACAAUGACCAUCUGGUGGAGGAGUACCGUACACUCAUCACUAAGGAAUCCCCACAGGACAGUGCCAUCACUCGUGACAUUAACCGUACGUUUCCUGCACAUGACUACUUCAAAGACACGGGUGGUGACGGGCAGGACUCUCUCUAUAAGAUCUGUAAGGCAUAUUCUGUGUAUGAUGAAGAAAUCGGUUACUGUCAAGGACAGUCUUUCCUUGCUGCUGUGCUGCUACUACACAUGCCAGAGGAGCAGGCGUUCAGCGUGCUGGUCAAGAUCAUGUUUGAAUACGGUCUCAGGGAGCUCUUCAAGCAGAACUUUGAAGACCUUCACUGCAAGUUCUUCCAGCUGGAGAGACUCAUGCAGGAAUACAUUCCGGACCUGUACGCACACUUCCUGAAUCUGGGUCUGGAAGCACACAUGUACGCCUCCCAGUGGUUCCUCACGCUCUUCACAGCCAAAUUCCCUCUUUACAUGGUCUUUCACAUCAUAGACCUUCUGCUGUGUGAGGGCAUCAGUGUCAUUUUCAACGUGGCCCUUGCAUUAUUGAAGACAUCUAAAGACGACCUGCUGCAGACGGACUUUGAGGGCGCGCUGAAGUUCUUUCGAGUGCCAGUGCCCAAACGCUAUCGCUCGGAGGAGAACGCCAAGAAGCUGAUGGAGCUAGCAUGCAGCAUGAAGAUCAGUCAGAAGAAGCUGAAGAAGUACGAGAAGGAAUACCACACCAUUCGAGAGCAGCAGGAACAGCAGGAGGCGCCCAUCGAGAGAUACGAGAGAGAAAACCGGCGGCUUCAGGAAGCUAACAUGCGUCUGGAGCAAGAAAAUGACGAUUUGGCUCACGAGCUGGUCAGCAGUAAGAUCGCCCUGAGGAAAGACCUGGACAACGCUGAGGAGAAAUCUGACGCACUCAACAAAGAGCUUCUCAUCACUAAACAGAAACUGGUGGAAUCUGAAGAUGAGAAGAGACGACUGGAGGAAGAGUCUGCUCAGCUGAAGGAGAUGUGUCGGAGAGAACUGGAUAAAUCUGAGUCUGAGAUCAAGAAAAACGGCUCCAUCAUUGGAGAAUACAAACAGAUCUGCUCUCAGCUCAGCGAGCGGCUGGAGAAACAGCAGACGGCCAACAGAGGAGAGCUGGAGAAGAUCCAGAUGAAGGUGGAGGGCUGUGAGAAGUGCAGCAUUCUCUUCAGUAAGGAGGGCCGUCUGAAGGUGCUCAGCCCUCCUAAGGAGGGCAGUGAGGAGGAGACAGACGAGGAAAAGGAGGCGCUGAAGAACCAGCUGAGAGAGAUAGAGCUGGAGCUGGCGCAGACCAAGCUACAGCUGGUGGAGGCCGAGUGCAAGAUCCAGGACCUGGAGCAUCAUCUGGGUCUGGCUCUGAACGAAGUCCAAGCCGCCAAAAAGACGUGGUUCAACAGGACAUUAAGCUCCAUCAAGACUGUGACAGGAGCUCAAGGCAAAGAGAGCGUCUAACAAGACACACUUCCAGAGACGAAACACUCCAGCCCCAUCAUCUUCCCCCACCCGGCUCGCCCCCCACAGCUGGAACAGUGCGAACAACUCUCCUUUUGUAUAAACAAAAACCUUCCUUCUAUGGUACCAGCUACCCCAUUUGAAACACAAGACUUUAAUG